Molecule: messenger RNA, 2870 nt
Organism: Anopheles aquasalis
Lineage: Eukaryota; Metazoa; Arthropoda; Insecta; Diptera; Culicidae
Gene: twi
Product: twist family bHLH transcription factor
Biological process (GO): developmental process; regulation of transcription by RNA polymerase II
Molecular function (GO): protein dimerization activity; RNA polymerase II transcription regulatory region sequence-specific DNA binding; DNA-binding transcription factor activity, RNA polymerase II-specific
Source: RefSeq, a predicted model, not a curated record
GGCUUUGUGGAAAGGUGUGUGUGGUUUGUGUAUGUCACGGAAAAGUGAGCGGUGAAAAGGGAGCUCCCCGGGUUAGAACAACAUCAGCAAAGUGCCGCGAAACUAUAGUGCGGACGAGAGCGCGCAGUCUUCUGCCAUGGCUACCAGUGGACGAUCGCCAGACUCUCCGCGACUAAUACUGGACAUUAGUGGCAACGGGAAGAUGGCAAACGGUAGCCCAAUGGGUAGCCCACGCACCACGCAUCGUACCCCACCGAAGAAGCUGGUCAAGGUGGAGCUGUUCGAUAGCAACCAGAACCAUCAGCAUCAUCCGAGCUACGAGCUGCUGCACCACGUACCACGAACCAUUCCCGAUCUCUAUCCGAUCCAGCAUCAGCAUCAGCAGCAGCACGAGGAGCACUCGCAGCACUCGCAGCACCCGCUACACCAUCACGAUCUACAGGACGAUCAUCAUCACCACCAGCAACAGCAGCAGCAACAGUUACACCAGAAUCCAGACUUUGCAGUGCUGAUGCAGCACUCUUCGUCGUCUCGCAUCGCAAGCACCGGCGACACCGCGCUAGAAUCUCCAGGAUCCGGGAUCUAUCUCUACCAAGGAGUGCCAGUGCUGGGGACAGCGGAACACCCAGAUCUGCAUCAUCCCAGGUUGCAGCUCCCAUCACUGCAAUGCUACACGAUGCAACAUCAGCAGCAGCAGGAUCAUCAUCACCAUCAUCACCUUCAGCAGCAGCAACAGCAACAUCAUCAGGAGCACUGUUCGGCUCUGGCACAACUGGAAGCUUUGCCAGCACUGGUCACCUCGUACGUGUGCGACGAUCCGGUCAGCAGUGCGCAGAAGCAGAAGCGAAACCGCAUCGUGGAUGCUGACUAUGAUUAUGAGUUCGAUCAGGCAUCGCUCAGCCCGGAGUGCUAUCAACCGGAGAAGCGCACUCGCUACAACAGUGGCGAUGGUUAUCCACCGGUCGCACCGCCAUCCGCUGGAGGAUACGUUUGGUGUUCACCGGCGAAUCACGGGGCCACGGAGUCGUAUGGCGUCGCACAGCAGCCGCACGGUGGACAGUAUGGAGCGGCGAUCAGCGCUUCCGGUGAGCCGCUUCACGAUGAUGAUGCAUCCUCGAAUGGUUCGCGUGAGCGUGAGAAGCAGCGACGCUGUAGCACCGGGCCACAGCAGCAGUACAGUGCAGGGCCGGAUCCUGGGUCCGGAUCGUACGAUGGUCCACCGUAUUACACUCUGCAUCAUGCCGGAAUGACGCCUCAAUCGGGAGGACAAAGUGUUGCCGAUGCCAGAGUUUGUGCUGCUGCUGCGACAUCCUCCACCGAAAGUCCACUUCUCGAUGGUGACUCUGAGAGUUGCUCCCUGUCUGUCACGUCCGCUGGUUCACCGAUCAAGCUCGAUGAUUCCGGUUCCGGCCAUUCCGCGUCACUGUCUGGCACCGUGACGCAGCAGCAGCACCAAUCUACCGGUAAUCUGCCGGCGGGAACUGGGCGCACUAAAGGGAAACGUGGACCACGUGCACCGCGCAUCCGCAAACGUGUGGAUCGUGAGUCCGUCAGUUACGCCGAGGUGCAGAGUCAGCGCGUGAUGGCGAAUGUACGGGAACGGCAGCGGACGCAGAGCUUGAACGAGGCAUUCGCGGCGCUGCGGAAAAUCAUUCCCACCUUACCGAGCGACAAGCUGAGCAAGAUACAGACACUCCGGUUGGCAUCGAGAUACAUCGACUUCCUGUACCGGGUACUGUCGAACAACGAGCUACCAACGAUGCUGGACGAACACAAGAACAUGGCGACGGUCGGUGGAGCAUUGCAGUUCUCCGGUAGCGGCAUCCUGGCGCACGAGAAGCUCAGCUACCUGUUCAGCGUGUGGCGCAUGGAAGGGGACUGGAGCAACGGGUCAUCCGGAUCGUCACCGGUAUGCGGUGGUUCCGGUGAACCGGCCGACGGUGGUGGGAAGGACUGACUAGACGGCCGAUUUCGGUUUCGAUGAGGAUGAAAGCGGCAGGAAACCGGAAUCAGAGUGUCACAUGUGAGUGUGCGUGUAUGUGUGUAUGUAUGUGUAUGUGUGCGUUGAAGGCGAAGCGUCAAACGCGUCCGCGUGCUGUCUACAGCGCGCUGUGCCUGCUGUCCUCGGGCUACCAACAAGUGUGCAGGCCGCCCUAUAUUUAACUAUUCAAGUAUUAAAUUAGCUUAAGAGAAAGAGCAAGAGAGAAAGCACGAGAGAGAGAGAGAGAGAGAAAUUACUGGCAUCGUAUUGCAUCAUAAGGCAGCUAGGCUUUCCAAAGAAAAGAUAACCAGAGAUACGGAAGAAAGAUCGCGUUCGAUCGCGUUCCCUUCUCACCAGGAGCUGCUCAAUUCGGUGCAACAAUCGCCAAUCAUAGUGACGCAUCAUAAUUCCAUAGAUUUAAGUGAUCGUUUCGACCCUUUUUUGAUAGAAGCUCGCUCGUAAGAAGCGAAGCGCCCCCCAACUCACUCAGGCAUUCCCGUGUUCUGCCUUGCAUUUGAGCUGGCCCCAUUCUUCCGUUUCCCCUUCGGUUUCUCCAACGAUGCUUCGAGGGGCUCACUGUGCAAAGGAUCUCUUUCGGAACUGAGAAAGAGUGUCCAUUUGCUUGACAGUCUCUGAGCAGAAUCGUGGUGCCACGGUUGUACAGCGAACGUAGAUUGUAAGAUCCAAAUUUAAUUUCACUCUAGCAUAAGAUUGCCCUAGGAUUACAUGUUAUCCGUUUACUGUGGGAGUUACUCCGCUAACCGUGACAAAAAACCCAUCCACAGAUAUCGCCGGCCAUCCGGAACUUCCGAUCCAACGCAAAAUUCCAGUUCCAGUUAGGGCUUUAGGUUUAAGAACCGGUACACGGAUAAACACACAAAAAGGGAUA